AUGCGUGUGCCCGUGGCGUCGGGGGUAGAACUUCCCGCGCAAGUGGAGAGUAACGGACCUCCGGAUCGAGUGGGGGGGGAAAAUGACACCGAUGAAUGUAAAAUUACAGAGCAUUGGUUUCCCUCGCGCUUUUCUGCGUUGGGGGAAAGUGUGGGGGAAGUGAGGGAUAGCGGGGGGGGGGGGAGUGGGGGGGGGGGGGGGGGGUGGGGGGGGGGGGGGGGAGGGGAGGGGGAAGGGGGGGAAGGAAGCGAGCCCCGAAAUAGAAUGUGUGGCGACCCUCCGUGGUGUCGAGUGCUCCGGUCACCUUCUCCGUCCCAUAUGUGGACGUGGAUGUUGUGCAGAGGGAAAUGGGACGAUGAGAAGAAGAUAGAGUUAGCAAGAGAGUGGCGGGCGUUGGCGGCCUCCCAGAGAGCCAGUGGGAGAAGCUUUGAAUUUGAUCCCCAUGUUUCUGUUUCUCUUGCCGCCGCUUUUUCUUUCUGCUUCAGUCGCGGGCGACCCAAAGCAUGCAAGCAGCCGAAGUUGAGCGCCAUGUCCGUUGUCUUCCGCCUGUUCGCAGAUUAA
Messenger RNA from Dicrocoelium dendriticum, 561 nucleotides. NCBI's taxonomy places the organism in Eukaryota, Metazoa, Platyhelminthes, Trematoda, Plagiorchiida, Dicrocoeliidae. The record is from the annotation of a GenBank genome assembly.